UAAUUUCAGUAGUUUGGUAGUAAUUGAAAAAAUUGAGGACCGGAGUGAGUGUACUUUGAAAAAACGUUCCGUCAUCGUGACCACUCGCCAAAGUCGAUUUUCGUAUUACUACAUUAAGCUGCAAUCUGCCUUCCGGAGGUAAGAAAAAUCGUACCAACAGGAACAGCUAUGGCCGAUGGAAGGAAAGAAUGUCCAACAUCGCCUCAGGCAGCAAACGCCCAACUAUUCGGAGUUCUCUCCAGUCUUCUCCAGCAGGUGUCUGUGUUUGAGAUCAAGUCCUGCUCUGUUUAAUAAAGUACUUCGAAAUGUCCUGACUAGAAAGAUUGUGGACAAUCAUGCGCAGGUGGAAUCAUUGACUAAUCAAGAAGAGAUGGAGUUGCGCAUUAAGAUCCAAGCACUAGGACUGGAAGUUACAAAAGUUCCUUCUAAAUCAACACAAAAUCUUGACGAGACGGAGAUUGCGAAGCAGAUGGAUAAAUUAUCAGAAAAGCUGGAUAAUGUGGAUCGGAUGAUAUCCACCGCUGUCGCUGCGGAUCCACAAGUUGGGUCUCUCUUAAGCAGUACUGCUGAUCUUUGGAUGCCAGUUAUUACAGCUGGUUCUGAGGAAAGGCGUAACCUUAAUGCAUCAGUUGAAGAUGAUCUUGAAGUGAAAGGCAAAAAUUCUCAGUAGCUUUUAGUCAAAAUCAUUUUCAUAUGUUGAUUUUGAUUCUUUAAUAAACGGUAAACAGAUUCCUUCUAUCAUCAAUUUCAAAGCAUAGGCAGAGGGUGUAUGUAGGUAUCCUCAAGUUGAAAUCACAUUUACGUCUUCUGGUGACAAAGAUGAUACUUCAUUUUGUUGGAGAUGUUCUUCAAGUCAUUUCUAGUAUGUUGAAAAGGUAGAUAAGACUUGUUGAUACUUGAACAUAUUUGUGUAAGAAUAAUUUGAGAUCUUCCUCUCUGAUGUAAAAUAACUGAGCAAAUACAAAUA
Messenger RNA from Solanum dulcamara, 967 nucleotides. RefSeq lists its product as uncharacterized. The transcript has 3 exons. The record is from RefSeq and is a predicted model, not a curated record. NCBI's taxonomy places the organism in Eukaryota, Viridiplantae, Streptophyta, Magnoliopsida, Solanales, Solanaceae. The coding region runs from base 176 to 670 and encodes 164 amino acids.